AAGCUUUAAAGAAGUGAGCUUUUCUUUGGCCUUAUUUCAUAAGUAAGCAAAUAAAAAGCGCACCCAUAACGAAAUCAUAUUUUAAUUCAGUGUGUACCACACUCGCCAAUCGGUAGUAAAACUAUAAACAAUUAUGAAUAAUAACUCGAAUGUUUUGAAUAUUGGCACUGAGAGCACUGGAGAUUUAGAAAGCACAAAAGCUCGUAAAGAGUACUCUGUGUCUGAUUUGGAGAAGCACUUGCACAAAAUUCUACUCAAUGGCGGCCAACCAUUAACAAAUGUUUGUGAUGAAAGAUCAGUGAGAUCAUUUGCGGCGAAAGAAUUCAAGAAGAACGGAUACUACUACUACGAGUUCGGUCCGGCUGAUAAGAUAAAAGGCUGGAUGAUAAGCGGACCUGUCUGUGAUGCCAAGGGUAUUCUGGGACGAUUAAAGAAAGUGAUCGGCAAGGAGCAUUGGAUAUCCGACAACGUCGUUAAGUAUCCAAAGGAUUCGAGGAACUUCAUAAUCGAUACCGUUUUCAGCACUAUGAAUGAAGAAAGAUCAGAUAUUUACUCGUAUUUGUGUUAUCUAAAUGAAAACACUAAGAGGAGGUGAACUUUAUAACAUCGUUUAUUUGCCAUUCGC
This is a messenger RNA of Drosophila mauritiana, 625 nucleotides long. RefSeq lists its product as uncharacterized. NCBI's taxonomy places the organism in Eukaryota, Metazoa, Arthropoda, Insecta, Diptera, Drosophilidae. The transcript has a single exon. Bases 134 to 595 code for a protein of 153 amino acids. The record is from RefSeq and is a predicted model, not a curated record.